Molecule: messenger RNA, 2961 nt
Organism: Daktulosphaira vitifoliae (grape phylloxera)
Lineage: Eukaryota; Metazoa; Arthropoda; Insecta; Hemiptera; Phylloxeridae
Exons: 2
Coding region: 61-1620 (519 amino acids)
Source: RefSeq, a predicted model, not a curated record
UUAUGGGUCAUUAGUUUGUGAAUCUUAGAUUAAUAUAGCGUACCUCAUUAAAUUAUAAAAAUGUAUUUGAAAAAUUUUAUUUUUGUAAAUUUUAUUUAUAAUGUUGUAAUUAUAAAUGCUGGGCAAUGUUAUUCUACAAAAAACAAUGAUGAAGAAUUGAUAAAUCUUAUAGAUCGAGUUAGCACAAUGGAUAAUACAACAGAUAAUAAUACAACAGAUAAUAAUAUAACAGAUAACAAUACAACAGAUAAUAAUAUAACAGAUAACAAUACAACAGAUAAUAAUACAACAGAAAAUUUUGAAGACGAAAUUAAUGGCGAAUUUGAGUUCCCAACAUUAAUACUUGAGGAAAAUCUCAAUAGGGACAGAGAGUGGAAAUUGUAUCCGAGGCGUCAAGAUAGUUUUACGUUAGAUUUUUUACAGGCAUUAAGUACAACUAUAACUUACGAAAGUGAUAAAAUUUUGAUUACUAAUAAUGACAUACGUUUGCUAUCAGAGAUUGUUGAAUUUAAUGAAGAGAGAUUAAAAUUAUUAGAGAAAAUUAAAACAAAAAUGGAAGCAUUGCAAUGCGUUUACGCUUUUACCGUACUGGGUUACUUACAUUUGUUUGCUUCGAAUUAUAGUAAAAUAAAAAUAUUAGAAAUUGGAAACUAUCUAAAACUUAUUUUUUCAAUAUUUUAUGAAGUAAAAGUAUCAGUUCACAAAUAUUUUUGGCUUCUUCACAUUAGAAUAGCCGCAUAUGAUACUUGCUAUUCCGAUCAAGAUCCUAAAUUUUUUUUCUUUGAUCUAAGCAAUCACAUACAAAACAUGGAAAAAUUGUGUGAGAGUUGUGUGGAAAAAACUUACUUAAAAUAUAAUACAGAUAUACAGGUAAUCAUGGAACAAUCUAGUAUCGAUUUUGAAGUAUUAGUAAAUACAAUUCCAAACAUUCAUAAUCAUUUUAUUUUGAGGAACUAUAAGUUGGAUGAUUUGGCAGAAUUAAUUUCUUAUAUUUGUAAACCUAACGGUCCAAUCAAUUGGACCAAAGUAAUGGAGUGGAUAAAAUAUAGUCGAUCUGAGAUAAUAUUAUCAUCUAUAAAUGGUGAUUGGAAUCGAGAUCCAUAUAGAAACAUAAAGUACCAAACGUUAUUGCUACGUGUCAUAUAUGCUAAUGUUUUAUACCACGUUCUCAUACAUUUAAAAUCUUACAGUUAUAAUUUAAUGUUUUAUGGAGAUACUAACAGGAACCCUAUUAUUGCUGCUAAACUGAAACAGUUUUGGGUCCUUUUGAAAGAACCUUUAAUGACUGCUAUAAAAUUAUUAGACGUAUAUAGUGGGAUAAUUUGGAGUUUAUGGUACCAUAUGAUGUCGGAAGAUAUUGAAAUUCUUACCAUAGAUGAUAUGAUUCAAUAUUUGGAUGUAAAACUAUCCGAAGAGUUAAAAAAUUUGGGAGUCGAUGAAUCACAUAACCUAUUGAAAGAAUUUGAGAUCAUUCAAAUUGAUGAAACAACCGACAUUGAUUCCGAAUUAGUGAAAAAUAACACGACAUCAUUACAAAAGUACUUAACUAAAAUAGAAAAAAGAAUAAACCCAAUUAAUUUUUAUCUUAUUCGAUUUUUUCUCAACGGUCAAUACAAUUAAAUUUAUAUAUGAUUAAGGAAUAUUUUGAUAUUUUUUUAAAGUUAUAAUGGUGAACAAGGGCCACCUAAUAUCAUUAUAACUAAUUUAAAAAAAUAAUAAAUAAAAAUUAUAAAUUUUAAAAAAAGGUUCUCACAGGAAUAGUACUUUAAAGUUUCAAAUUUUUGAGUUAACAUACAUGUAUAAUAUUUAAGGGUUUUCUAUAUUAACAGUGCUGUAUUUAUAGAUGUUAAUUCACAACAUUAUGCCUAAUAUACUACUAUACUUUAAAUAUAUCUGUUUAUAAAGUCAUAAUUGUCAACAAACGCUACGUUUCUGCGAUAGCGACGUCAUAAAAAAACAAUUAGUUACCAGUAUUUUUAAUCCCCCAUGUAUUAUACAUGUAUAUUAAUUCAACAAUUUAAAACUUUAAAGUUUUAUGUCUAAUAAAUUAAUAAAGUUAUGUUAAAAAUUCAAAUGACAAUUACUAUUAAAAUAAAACCUCAAACAUUAUAUUAAAUUCAAAGUAUGUUAUUCCAUUAAAAAGAAAUAUUGACGCACUUUCAAGUCAUGAAGGAUGAACUUAAAAAAUAAUACAUAACUAAUAAUUCAAAAGUAACACACAAUUAAAGUCAUCCAAAAAAAAAUGUUUAAAUUAUUUUAAUUCUGUAAGUAAUUAAAUGGGUUAUGAUAAAAAAAUCACUCUGUAUACAGUAACAAUCAAUUAUUUAUAAAAAUUGUUUUCUUUAUACCGUUAGUAAUAUAAAAAAUUAUCGGAUAAUAAUAUAUUAUAUAUUUAUUCUUUAUAAAAAAAACACAUGGUAAAAUUUGUUGGAGAUAUAUUAAUAAUUUAAUAUUCAAUUAUCAGUACAAUACCAAACCUAUAAAAUAAAUUGUAGAAAAUUAAAUAAUUUAAUCAUAAAUAAUAACGUUUUUUUAAUGGAUUUCUAUCUAUAUAAACUUUUAUUAUUUUAUAUACCCAUUGAAUUCCAUAAAAACACCGGAGAAAAGUUUGAAGACUUAUUUUUUAGCGCAUCUAUUUUUUCAAUGUCCUACGUGACUUGAACAACUUUUAAGUAUAAACGGAAUGAUUCUUUAACCAUGUCCUACUUAAUUAAUCAAAAAAUAAAAUAGUAUGGAUAUUUUUUUUCAAAUUCUUUUAGAUACAUGUUUAUCUAAAUUUGUGUAUAAUGAAGUAAUUUUUAUAUUCAUCCUUUAUACGAGGUACGUCCAGAAAGUAAGUUCCGUUGGACAAUAAAAACGUGUAAAUUUGUAAAUUUUAAUAUAAAUUUUAUUUGAAUAUAAAAUUAUAAAUUUUAUUUGAAUAUAAAAUACAACUUUAUUUUUCAACAUAGUUACCACCAU